Messenger RNA from Pisolithus orientalis, 298 nucleotides. RefSeq lists its product as uncharacterized. NCBI's taxonomy places the organism in Eukaryota, Fungi, Basidiomycota, Agaricomycetes, Boletales, Pisolithaceae. The record is from RefSeq and is a predicted model, not a curated record. The coding region runs from base 29 to 196 and encodes 55 amino acids. The transcript has 7 exons.
CGCCCUUAUCGGGGGUUUGGUCUCAGUUAUGUUAUAUGGCACAACAACUCUGCAGACUUAUGUGUAUUACAUGCACUACUCUGAAGAUGUCUCAGCCAUGAAGUUCUUGGUUGCUGCCAUAUGGACUCUUGAUACCCUCCAUGUCGUGUUCAGUGAGCAUUUGGUGCAUAUAAGUAAAUGCAUGGCCAACAGUUGAUUAGUGUGUCAUCUUUUGUAUCACUACCUGAUAACCAAUUAUGGCGUUACGACGAGUUUGGAGUAUAUGGUCUGGUCACUACCAGCAUCGGUUCUGGUGAAC